This is a messenger RNA of Solanum stenotomum, 1170 nucleotides long. Its product is annotated as B3 domain-containing transcription factor VRN1-like. Lineage: Eukaryota; Viridiplantae; Streptophyta; Magnoliopsida; Solanales; Solanaceae. The coding region runs from base 1 to 1170 and encodes 389 amino acids. The record is from RefSeq and is a predicted model, not a curated record. The transcript has 6 exons. Gene Ontology annotation, molecular function: DNA binding.
AUGCCUCCCCGUAAAGCUAACGCCAGGAAUGCUAACGCAAUUCCUUUAGUCCCAGACCAUGAGGUUAAGAAUGAAGAGUUUCAGAAUGUGAUCCAACUAUUGGCUCAGUGUAUGACCAAUAACAACAAUCAGCAGAUCAUGCCUCCUCGUAAAGCCUACCCAAUGAAUGCUAAUGCACACAAUGCUGAUGUUCCAGUUCCCACAAAUGAUAGUGGUGGAUCAGUGGCUGCUAAGGUCCGUGAUUUCGUUAGGAUGAACCCACCUGAGUUUCUAGGGUCGCAAAGGAUUCCAGUAGUAUUUGCAGAGAGACACUGCAAGGACAUGUUAAAUCAUGUGUUUCUUCAGGCUUCUUAUGGAAAAGCAUGGAAGGUCGAAGUGGAACAUUCUCAAGGACAAAUUUGGCUGGUAAAAGGAUGGAAGGAAUUCAGUGACUACUACGCAAUAAGCAUCAGGCAAUUUUUGAUAUUUGGAUACAAUGCUCGUGAUCAUUUUGAUGUCACUAUAUUUGAUAUAAGUACAACAGAAAUUGAAUAUCCAAUAGAAGAUAUUGAAUCAGAUGAUUCUAUGGAUUUUUUGGAUCAUUCUGCUGAAAAUCUGAGCCAUGGCCCCUUAGUAGAGAAGAGAAGAAGAAAAAGACAAGAAGGGGAAGAACAGGAUGCUAUUCGAGUGAACCUUCAGACUAACGCUAAUGUAAUUGAGGAAGAAGAGGAAGAUAUUCCAGUUAACUUUCAAACUAAUGCUAACGCACUUGAAGAAAAAGAGUCUCAAGAUCAGGAGGUCGGACAAGCUAAUCAUAGAAGUGAAGAAGUUGGUUCAAAGAAUAACAGUCGAUACAGCGUGGUGAACUUAACUGGUGACACUCCGUAUUUUGAAAUUGUUAUAAAAAAGACACACACUACUUAUAUGACUAUCCCAAUGAGAUUCGCCAAAAGGACAAACAUAGUCAACAUGAAGAAUAUGAGGCUGGUUAAUGAAGAAGGAAUAGAAUGGGGAGUGGAAAUAGAGUACACUGAGCAUAGGGCUAUCAUAAAAAGAGGAUGGACAGAAUUUCGAAAAGAUAACAAGAUAGCUAGUGGUGAGACUAUCCGCUUCAAGUUGAUUCAGGGUCGCGUUGCUAAUGUUUUGCAGGUUCAGAAGAUCCCAACACCCCAUUCCUUACGAUAUUAUUAG